Messenger RNA from Xiphias gladius (swordfish), 2129 nucleotides. RefSeq lists its product as uncharacterized. The coding region runs from base 38 to 1087 and encodes 349 amino acids. The record is from RefSeq and is a predicted model, not a curated record. Lineage: Eukaryota; Metazoa; Chordata; Actinopteri; Istiophoriformes; Xiphiidae. The transcript is spliced from 8 exons.
CAGCCGCUCGGCAGUUUGGGGCUUGUUUCUUCUCAAGAUGCUCGGUUUCGUGAUCUUCUGCAACGUUUGGCUUCUACAGACUUUUCCGACCUGCUGCGAUGAGAACGUCACAGCACCGAUCCGGGUUUCAGUCCCGGAGGAUCACCACGUCUGUCUGCGGUGCGGCGGCUCCGACGGGUCUCACGUGGUCUGGACCCACCGGGACAGGCUCAUCGCGGUGACCGAACGGGACAGCUACGUGGAAAACGGUGACCGGCAGCGCCUCCUCCUGCGGCCCGACGGAGGCCUGUGUCUCCGGCAGCUGGACGCCGCCGAUAACGGCGAGUAUCGCUGUAACCGGCUGCUGGUGGCCGAGCUGCAGGUGCUGACAGGUCGCGACUUCGCGGUGUCUGCGGGCCGGACGCUGCUGCUUCCCUGCAGCCACUCCUCCAAGCCCAGGCAGCGGUGGUUUCACCGGAGGCAAGGAGGGAGGCGGGAGGCCGUCUUGACCCGGUUCAGAAACGGUACGGUGAAACCGGAGCGGGACGGGAGCCGGCUCGGCUUCGCGGACGACGCCCUGCAGAUCCGGGACCUGCGGCCGGAGGACGCCGGGGAGUAUCAGUGUAACGGAGAGCUGCAGGGCAGAGUCACCGUCCUCACAGCGCACCGGGAUCCAACCAGCGCCCCGGCCUCCACCAGCGGACCCGCGACCUCGGCUGCGGCGAGCACAGGUGGGGGUGAAACAACGGGGAAGGAGAAGAAGAGACGCGAGACAGCUCUGCUGACGGUUGCCGUCGCCGGUUUCGGGUUGACGGUCCUCCUCGUGAUCGCAGUCUGUGCGUUACUGACCGGCAUGAAGUGCAGGAGGAGGAGGAAACACAGAUAUGCAGCUGCCCAGAGACGCGGAUACGCGGAGCUGCAGCCGCGGAAGACGUCCGGCGGGCCAACUGGGUGCGAGGCGCCGGAGAGUCCGUCCCCGCCGGAGGAGACGAUCCACUACGCCUCUCUGGGCCGUCAGAGCUGGAGGGAGAGACCCGGCCGGACUCCACCGGACCGAGAUCGGCGCCACGUCAUCUACUCUUCUGUCAUCACCAGACCUGCCGUUUGACGUUCUGCGAAACGGGAACGCACCGCGGCCUCGUGCAGCCCCCUGACACGCGCCAUCACACCGGGACGGAACGCUACGGGCCGCGAUCAAGCCCCUUGACCCCGCAGGCAAAAGCACUUCACCGGAGGAAACUCUCGCUGCGUGUAACCCAGUGUGACGGAAUACUGACUUACACACAGUGGACGCCCCGACAUUUGAACCGCAGUCAGAACUACAUUUCCCAACUUUGAUCUGUUUGGUGUUUUUGACAAAUCGGAAGACAAUUAAAAACAACAGGCAAACAUACGUGACGCAGCACAAUCGUCCACUGCGUGAGACGGGAUUCAAACCGGUGAACAGGAAAACGGCGGUGAAUAAAAUCAAAUGGUGAAACAAGUGAAACGAAGAGUGAGAAAGAAAUGAGACCGACAGCUACGAAGUGUCCCCCUGUCCUUUCCGGUGAACGUUAUGUCCUCUAAAGCUGAACGCAUCGUCGCUCCUCUCGUCAGGCCUCGCUGUUUCAGGGCCUACGGCAGCGUCGGAGGCGCGUUUAGCGGCCCCGCUCCCUGCCGGGAGUUAAGGCGGGAAGACCCGAACCGAAACCCGAGGCCUCGUCGCCGCGAGGUCGUCGGGCAAACGGCGUGGAAUUCGGCUCGCUACCGCGGUCCCGCGCCGGGACCCCCUGUAGACCCGCGAAUAGUUUUUUGUAGGGAUGAGAGAAGAAGAUACGACGUGUUGCGAUUAGUGAGUCGUAACUGGAGCAGCAGCUAAGGAUCGGUUUCAUUCUUCAUCAAUCGUUUUGUCUGAAGUGGCAGAAAAUAGUGAAAAACGUCCAUUUCCGUCUCACACAUUCUUCAUAUGUCUUGUUGUGUCUGAGAUAUUCAGUUUAUUGUCAUGUAUGACAGAGAAAAGGAGGAAAUUUGAGAUCUGCUCAUUUUUGCUUUAAAAAAAUGAGAGAAACGAAGAGUUGAUUACGGCAACAGUUUCCUUUUUAAUGUCUUUUGACUGAAUUGUCCAUCAUAAGGUUGAAGGGACGGGUGUUAAUAAAGUGAGGCCGAGUGAA